Molecule: messenger RNA, 1038 nt
Organism: Adineta ricciae
Lineage: Eukaryota; Metazoa; Rotifera; Eurotatoria; Adinetida; Adinetidae
Source: the annotation of a GenBank genome assembly
AUGUCAUUGGCAUUUCUCAAACUUCGAUUGAACUUACCGUUGAAUAAUUCGCUGAUAUUUGUUCGAACUUUUCGGCAACCACAACGAUCAACUGGACCGAAAUCACAAGAAGGAGAGUUCCGAACAUUACAACUAUAUCCAACAAAAACCAGUCGAUCUGGUCCAAUGAAAAAGCGUGCAAAGCCACAAUAUAAAGAAGUUUUACCACCGCGUUAUCUUCGCAUGUCAACCGAUCAAGAUUGGACCAACGUUUGGCCUGCGGCUACUUCAUUUAAAUAUAGUGUUGUACCAUUGCCUAUCACUCAGGGCUACGUCGCUUCCGAUAAGGAAAAUAAAGGUUUACCUAUGGAGAAAUAUGCCAAUACAGAACUGAUAAAAAUUCCCAAUUUUUUUCAUCUAACACCAAAUCAUAUUAAGAAACAGUGUGCAGCAAUCAAAAAAUUUUGUACACCAUGGCCUGAACAAUUGGAUUCGGAUGAAGCAUGUGAUUACUAUCUUCCAAUAAAGAUUACUACAUAUGAUUAUCUCAAUUCAACACCAUCCAUACGAGAUUCUCGUGCACGUGUCGUGAAAUUCAAUUUCAAACUUGAUCAAUUAGAAUUCGAUGAACAUGCGCGCGAUAAAUUCAUUCGUCUAGCUGGAGACAAAUACAAUGCAGAUAGAGAUGAAUUAACCUUAACAGCUGACAAAUGUCCUUACCGAAAGCAAAAUUAUGAUUAUGCUCAGUAUUUGUUAACUGCUCUAUAUUUUGAAUCAUGGAAAACCGAAAGUUGGGAACAAGAACGAACAAAGUACGAUUGGCAAAGAUACUUUUGGGACGAAAGUCCUUCACGUACUCGCCUACUCGACAUCUUGAGAGCCUCUGAAAAAGAUCCGUCAUCCGUGAAUGCACAAUCACUUCUGGAUCAAAAUAAGAAGCUUGUGGAAAGAUACCGUCAGAGUAUAACUCGUGUUCAAGAUGAAGGUGUUGAAUAUGAACUGAAAAACUUAGAAGAUUAUCGUGAUGAUGUUUUGACGUUAUACAAUCUAAAAUUAUAA